Messenger RNA from Anopheles coustani, 2136 nucleotides. It is a transcript of the gene eEF1alpha1, whose product is annotated as elongation factor 1-alpha. NCBI's taxonomy places the organism in Eukaryota, Metazoa, Arthropoda, Insecta, Diptera, Culicidae. Gene Ontology annotation, molecular function: GTPase activity; GTP binding; translation elongation factor activity. The coding region runs from base 135 to 1526 and encodes 463 amino acids. Gene Ontology annotation, biological process: translation; translational elongation. The record is from RefSeq and is a predicted model, not a curated record. The transcript is spliced from 2 exons.
CUUUCGAGCAAUACGCGGAACUGGAUUGACCAGGAACGACCCGUCGACUCGUUCACUUCACUCGGGUAUCUGGACGGAAAAGGUUGUCUUCCGCAUCACUUCCAGCAUUUCGAAUUUGAUCGCUCUACAUCAAAAUGGGUAAGGAGAAGACUCAUAUUAACAUCGUCGUCAUCGGACACGUCGAUUCCGGCAAGUCGACCACCACCGGUCAUUUGAUCUACAAAUGCGGCGGUAUCGACAAGCGUACCAUCGAGAAGUUCGAGAAGGAAGCCCAGGAGAUGGGCAAGGGUUCCUUCAAGUACGCCUGGGUGUUGGACAAACUGAAGGCUGAGCGUGAGCGUGGUAUCACCAUCGAUAUCGCCCUGUGGAAGUUCGAAACCUCCAAGUACUACGUCACCAUCAUCGACGCCCCUGGACAUCGUGAUUUCAUCAAGAACAUGAUCACCGGAACGUCGCAGGCUGAUUGCGCUGUGCUGAUCGUUGCUGCCGGUACUGGCGAGUUCGAGGCCGGUAUCUCCAAGAACGGACAGACCCGCGAGCACGCCCUGCUGGCCUUCACCCUCGGUGUGAAGCAGCUGAUCGUUGGUGUGAACAAGAUGGACUCGACCGAGCCCCCGUACAGCGAGGCCCGUUUCGAGGAAAUCAAGAAGGAAGUGUCCUCGUACAUCAAGAAGAUCGGUUACAACCCGACCGCUGUUGCCUUCGUGCCCAUCUCCGGAUGGCACGGCGACAACAUGCUGGAACCGUCCACCAAGAUGCCCUGGUUCAAGGGAUGGGCCGUUGAGCGCAAGGAAGGCAAGGCCGACGGCAAGUGCCUGAUCGAGGCUCUGGACGCCAUUCUGCCCCCGUCCCGCCCGACCGACAAGCCGCUGCGUCUGCCCCUGCAGGACGUGUACAAAAUCGGCGGUAUCGGAACGGUACCGGUCGGUCGUGUGGAAACCGGUGUGCUGAAGCCCGGUACCGUGGUUGUGUUUGCUCCGGUUAACCUGACCACUGAAGUCAAGUCCGUUGAAAUGCAUCACGAAGCCCUGCCCGAGGCUGUGCCCGGAGACAACGUUGGUUUCAACGUGAAGAACGUGUCGGUCAAGGAAUUGCGUCGUGGCUACGUCGCCGGUGACACCAAGAACGCUCCCCCCAAGGGCGCUGCCGACUUCACCGCUCAGGUCAUCGUGCUGAACCACCCGGGACAGAUCUCGAACGGCUACACUCCGGUGCUCGAUUGCCACACCGCACAUAUUGCGUGCAAGUUCUCCGAAAUCAAGGAGAAGGUCGAUCGUCGUUCUGGCAAGUCCACCGAGGACAACCCGAAAUCGAUCAAGUCCGGCGAUGCCGCCAUCGUCAUCCUGGUCCCGUCGAAGCCGCUGUGCGUCGAGUCGUUCCAGGAGUUCCCGCCUCUGGGACGUUUCGCCGUGCGUGACAUGCGACAGACCGUCGCCGUCGGUGUCAUCAAGUCGGUCAACUUCAAGGAUGCCACGGGUGGCAAGGUCACCAAGGCCGCUGAGAAGGCCACCAAGGCCAAGAAAUAGCCGCCAACGGCAGGUGCCCUUCAUAAUAUUUCAACAACAGAUGCAGCAGCCACCAACACCAUAUACUCCACCACCCGUCAUAUCCUCGAGAAACAACAACAAGACCUUGCGCUUGCUGCCGCCUCCGAUCGGAGGACGAACAUCAUCUCUGAUGGCGGCAAUGCGGCUAUUGCUGGGGGUACGAUGUCCGUCGGCGAUGUAGACGAUCAACAUAAGCACCCAGAGCAGCAGCAGCAGCAGCAUCCUAACAACACCUCCGCCACCACCACCUACACCACCUACGGCAGAUGGCUGAUCGAUAUAAAAACUUAUCACCACUUCCAUCGGAAGACAUUCAGACGAAAACGAAACGGGCUCUUGAAUUCAUUCCUUUUCAAAACUAUAAUUAAUAUCUUAACUAUUAAUUAUUAAUAUUUAAAGCGGAACCGAACAUAGAGCGAGAAAACCACGCGUUUAUAGAGAAAACAGAACUUAUUGGAACUCCGGGUAGAAUUUGCUAUUUUUCAGACCUAACUUUUGUAGAGUACAGAUUCUGCUCGCAGCAGGAGAGAAGAGCAGGGACGAGGAUAUGAAGAAUAAUAAGAAAAAUGGUAUCCUUGAAAAUAGAAAA